GGCUCAAAGUGCAGUUGUAAACAUGGCUGCUCCCUUGCGGUUCGAUGGUCGUGUUGUGCUUGUGACAGGCGCCGGGAAUGGACUGGGACGAGCCUACGCUUUAGCCUUCGGUGAACGAGGUGCCUCUGUGGUGGUCAACGACCUUGGCGGGGACAUACAUGGUGGUGGCAAAACAGCCCGGGCAGCUGAUGUCGUUGUUGAGGAAAUCAGGGCCAAGGGGGGCAAGGCCGUGGCUAACUAUGACUCAGUGGAAGAUGGAGACAAGCUGGUUCAGACAGCGCUGGAUAACUUCGGCAGGAUCGACGUCGUUGUGAACAAUGCUGGCAUCCUACGGGACAAAUCUUUUGCCAGGAUCAGUGAUCAAGACUGGGACAUCAUCCAUAGAGUGCAUCUCCGAGGGUCCUUCUUGGUGACACGAGCAGCGUGGCCGCACAUGAAGAAACAGAACUAUGGAAGAAUUAUCAUGACCACAUCAGCUGCUGGUAUCUAUGGCAACUUUGGCCAAGCCAACUAUAGUGCAGCUAAGCUUGGUCUUCUCGGUCUGAGCAACACCCUGUCUAUCGAGGGGCAGAAGAACAACAUUAGCAGCAACACCAUUGCCCCAAUCGCAGGCUCCCGCCUCACGGAGACCGUCAUGCCGCCAGAGUGGAUCAAGGCCCUCAAGCCGGAGUAUGUAAUGCCUCUAGUCUUGUUUCUGUGUCACGAGAGCUGUCCGGAGACCGGGUCACUGUUUGAAGUCGGAGCUGGAUGGAUGGCAAAAUUGAGAUGGGAGAGAACUCUUGGAGCCACGGUCCGGAGAAAGAACAUAGCAAUGACACCCGAAGAUGUGAGAGACAACUGGGAAAAAAUAACAGACUUCACUCAGUCCAGCCACCCUGCUUCUAAUCAAGAGUCGACAGCCAACAUGAUGAAGGUGAUACAAGACAUAGACUCAGCAGCUGAAGCACCGGUGGCCAGGCGGACACAAUCUGCAGGAAUGGAUCCUGAGUUGGCCAAGGCCCAUGACAUUCCACCCGAAUCCUUCACCUACACGGCACGAGAGGUUAUUCUGUAUGCUUUAGGAGUGGGGAUGUCCACCAAGGAAGACGAGUACCUGAAGUUCCUGUUUGAGGGGUCAGAAGCCUUCUGUACGUUGCCAACAUUUGCCGUGAUCCCUGCCCAGAUGGCCAUGCAGCAGGCGCUCAUGCAGGAGAUCCCUGGCCUCAAGCAGGACCUUGUCAGGGUGCUGCAUGGGGAGCAGUACAUGGAGGUGUACAAGCCCCUCCCUACCGACGCCACGCUCACCAGUAAACUCAAGAUAGCAGAUAUCCUGGACAAAGGCUCAGGAGCUGUGGUUCUGUAUAAUGUGGAGAGCUUCAAUGAGAAGGGUGAGAAGGUGGCAUUCAACCAGUUCUCCAUCUUCGUGGUGGGGUCGGGGAACUUUGGCGGCAAGAGGACAUCUGACGCUAUCAUCCCAACAGCAACAGUGCCUACACGUGCCCCUGACGCCAGCAUUACAGAGACAACUCACGUGGAUCAGGCUGCCCUCUACAGACUGAGUGGAGACCGGAACCCACUUCACAUUGACCCAAGCUUUGCUGCCAUGGCAGGCUUCGACACCCCAAUCAUCCACGGCUUGUGCAGCUUCGGUUACGCUGUGAGGCAUGUUCUACGUCGCUACGCCAACAACGAUGUCACCAGAUUCAAGGCUGUUAAAGUGAGGUUUGCGAAGCCCGUGCUGCCGGGACAGAGUAUUCAGACAGACAUGUGGAAGGAGGGCAACAGAAUCUACUUCCAGUGUAAGGUUGUGGAGACAGGUAAUACAGCUUUAUCUGGUGCAUACGUGGACUUGACAAGUAGCAGUGACAAGCCAGCCUCUGUCAAGGCUCCCAGCCGGCUGCAGAGUGACUCAGUGUUUGAGCUGAUGCAGGAACAGAUCAAGUCCCGCCCAGGUCUGGCCUCCAAGAUCAACGCCAUCCUUGUGUGGGUCAUUACCAAAGGAGGUAAACCUGUCUCAGAAUGGACUAUUGACAUGAAGACAUCAAAGAACGGUGAGGUGUACCGUGGCCAGCCCAAGUCUGGGAAGGCAGAAUGCACACUAACAGUUUCAGAUGAAAACAUCAUGGACCUAGUCACCGGGAAACUAGCACCACCACAGGCCUUCAUGGCGGGGAAGCUGAAGGUGAAGGGAAAUAUCAUGCUUGCCCAGAAGCUUGGGGUCCUCUUCAAUGAACAAGCCAAGUUGUAAGGAAGAUAGCAUCAAGAGAGUGGUACCCUUGCUUUUAGGAUGUUUAAAACGGUGAUUUUCUAACAACGUCCUCAUCAAGUAUAUAUAUGUAUAUGGAAAAUUAUCAAUACUAGCAAUGACGUCUUUAACGAUAUAGUUUAGUGUACAGUCAUUAUUGGAACAACUGGAGAUUUCAGUGUUUGCAAAAGGAAAAGGAUGAACAAUUAAACUCACAAAACAAUAAUGCAAUUUCAUCCCGAAAACAGAAGCUCAUGUAAUAUGUGAAUGAUUCAUGUGUCAGUUCACCAUCCUCACACUAUGAACAAUAUAUAGAGCUUCACAUACAUGUCUGUAUGUAAUACUAUGAAAUGUAUAACAAGAGUUUGGUGAGUUCUGCUUCUGCAAGAUUGUUUGUACAUUUAUCGGUAUACAAGAUCAGUUGUAUGGAAUCAUUAUCUGACAUUGGUAGCUUUUCAUAGAAAGACUGAUUGCAGAAGUUGAUAUAUAUGUAUAUGUGUGAAGAUGUGGGAUAUAUAUGUGACUACUGUUUUCGCCGUAUUAAAUGCCCUGCUCCAAAAAGCACCCCUGAUCAAUGUCUUCUCCAAUCUGAAAGUAAUCUUUAUGAGUGUUCCAUCAUAAGCCAGAAAUCUUUCAUGUCAAUCUGUAUUUAUCCUGUUUUUCUAUUAUAGAAAUGCUGCAGUGUUGAAGGGGUAUAUAAUUGCCUCAAUUAUUUUUGAAAAAGUUUUUGUUUCAUUAAUGUUGGAAUAAAAUCUGUUCUCUACCUCUUGAUCUAACAACAGACGUGACCUUGUAUGGUCAGGAUGUUUGUCACAAAUAUGGUAUAUAUAUAGGCUUUUAAUUAUUUCCCAUCAUGAAUUAUGAUGUUGCUCAUGUAUGAUAAUCAGUGAUGAUAAAUCAUAAUUUGUAGAUAAUGUCUAUUUAUCUUCUGCAUCAUUGUUUGUGAUAGUAUAUAUCACGUGUUAUCAUAACUGCAUGUUAUAAUAUCAUUGAUGAUAAGAGGGAUCAAGCCAAAUGUGGGACUGUGUUGUAAUUGAUACAAAUAUGUUUGUUUUUUUAUUCUUGACCAGUACACAUUUCCCAUAAUAAAACUUUUCUAUUUUCAAAAGUG
This is a messenger RNA of Haliotis rufescens (red abalone), 3335 nucleotides long. Its product is annotated as peroxisomal multifunctional enzyme type 2-like. Gene Ontology annotation, molecular function: oxidoreductase activity. The record is from RefSeq and is a predicted model, not a curated record. Lineage: Eukaryota; Metazoa; Mollusca; Gastropoda; Lepetellida; Haliotidae. Bases 23 to 2227 code for a protein of 734 amino acids. The transcript has 23 exons.